Messenger RNA from Polistes canadensis, 2296 nucleotides. RefSeq names its product putative helicase mov-10-B.1. NCBI's taxonomy places the organism in Eukaryota, Metazoa, Arthropoda, Insecta, Hymenoptera, Vespidae. The record is from RefSeq and is a predicted model, not a curated record. The transcript has 10 exons. Bases 71 to 2107 code for a protein of 678 amino acids. Gene Ontology annotation, biological process: regulatory ncRNA-mediated post-transcriptional gene silencing. Gene Ontology annotation, molecular function: ATP hydrolysis activity; RNA binding; 5'-3' RNA helicase activity. Gene Ontology annotation, cellular component: cytosol; P granule.
GGGAAGGAAUUAUUUCUUUGUUACAUUUUUUUUAUAAAAGAUACUUCAAAUUGUUUUACGUCGAAACAAAAUGACUAAGAAAUUCAAUGCCUGGUCUGAUUCCCGUUUACAAUCUGAUUUAAGGAUUGCUCUGGAAAAUAAUUUAGAGAUCAGCGAAAGUUACAGUAAAAGGAUUAAACGUUAUAUAAAUUUAAUUAAAAAUUUAAAAAAUAUUAAAAUAAUAGAGGAAAAAGAUUAUUGUAAUCUUUUUCAAAUUUUAUUAUAUGUCGAACAUUUUGAAAAAUCUAAAUUAAAGGAAAACAUUUUAAAAGGGUGGAAAUUAAAAAAAAAAGGAAAAAAUAUAUUUACAAUAUUUGCGCCCUUUUUAAUUGAUGAUGAUUCUCUUGUCAAAGUGAAAGAUAAGAUUAUAUUGAAAGAAACAACUUUAAAUAAUAUAGAUGAAUGUUCUUACUACGCUAAAGUUGUCAAAAUUUCUAAGAGUAACAUUGAUUUUGUCAUAAAUAAUAAGUUUCUACUUACAUUUAGUAAACGUAAGAGAUAUAACAUCAGUUUAAUAGAGUCAGAAUGGUCUAUGAGAAUAUGUCAUUAUGCUUUGAAACAAAUUCAUUGUUAUUUUAAGUCAUUGAUAUAUCCAACAAUUGGAACGAAUAGAAACUGUUUGAAUUUAGAUUUAAAAUGGUUCAAUGUAUCGAUUAAGAAAAAUUCUGAACAGAAGCAAGUAGUGAUAAAUGUUUUAAAUAUGACUGCUCAUCCUGCACCAUAUAUAUUAUUUGGACCACCUGGUACCGGGAAGACUGCUACAUUGGUUGAAAUAAUUUGCCAGGCCUGGAAAAAAGAAUUAUCGAGAAAUGUAUUGGUUUGUGCACCAUCUAAUAAAGCCGUAGAUGAAAUUACAAAAAGAUUAUUAAAUUAUGUAUCUCCAACAGUUAUUUCUAGGAUUUAUUCGCAAUCACACGAAAGGUCCAAGGUAGAUAAAACUAUCCUUCCUUGUAGUCAUUUUCUAAAGGAUAAUUCUGAUAUUUUAAACAAUAAAUUUUUAUUAUCUCAUCAAAUUAUUCUAGUUACGAUCAUUACAUGCGGUAGUGUAUUUGUUUCUAAAAGAGUAAAGAAAGAUAAUUUUUCUUAUAUAAUUAUUGACGAAGCCAGUCAAGCAACAGAACCAGAGACAAUGAUACCAUUUUUGCUUGGAUCUAAGAAUAAUAAUAAAUCACAAAUUGUUCUUGCUGGUGAUCCUCAUCAAUUGGCACCUGUAGUUGUAUCAAGAUUUGCAAAACCAUUGUUAGGUAUAUCAAUGUUAAAAAGAUUAAUGGAUCAUUCUUUGUAUAAACAAAACGAACAAAAUAAUUAUGAUCAGCAUUAUGUGACCAAAUUAAAACGGAAUUAUCGAAAUCACGAGUGUAUAUUGCAUGUGUCUAAUCAAGAAUUUUAUGGAAACGAAUUAAUUGCUUGUGGAGAUGCACAAACUGUUAAUAGAGCAAUUGGAUGGUCAACAUUACCUAACAAAAAAUUUCCUAUAAUAUUUCAUUCAUCCAAUGGUACAGAAAUGAAAAAAGAUACGUACAGCAUUUAUAAUCUUGAAGAAAUAUCUAUAAUAAUGGACUAUUUACAAUUAUUAUUGGGCAAAAAGCUUGGAGGUUUAAAAAUUAAGCAAAAACAUAUAGGCAUUGUAUCCCCGUAUAAGCGACAAAAAAUCGAGAUAAUUAAGAGAUUAGAAAAGAAAAAUUGGCAUCAUAUAACUGUUGGUACCGUAGAAACUCUUCAGGGAUGUGAAAAAGAAAUCAUUAUUUUGACUACUGUAAGAUCUCGUGUAUUCAAGCACAAUGGAAUAGAAGAUAUUGGAUUUUUAUCUGACGAAAAGAGACUCAAUGUUGCUUUAACUCGAGCAAAAUGUCUUCUUAUAGUAAUAGGCAAUCCAAUUGUUCUAGAGACAAAUAAACAUUGGAAAGUAUUGGUGGAAUAUUGCAGAGAAAAUAAGGCUUUCAUUGAAAGUUCUUCCGUAUUGAAAGAAAAAAGUCAGAAAAAGAAAAAACGCAGGAAAAGAAGGAGCAGGAAAUUAAAAAAAUCUGUCAAAGAAAAAAUACAGGGUAAAAAGGAGCAAAAGAUUUAAAUUCUAAUUGAGAAUAAUAAUAUAAGAAUAUUUUUGUUAUUAGAAUAAUUGAUAAUAUUUUAAGGAGAGAACAAUUAAUUGUCGCGUUUUUAUAUGAAAUAAUAUAUCUUGUUAAUUUCUAAGUUUAUUCAGCAUUAUUAACGAAAGAUUUAAAUAAAAUUAUGGAAAAAGUUCUAUACAAAAUCCAUA